Molecule: messenger RNA, 2589 nt
Organism: Seminavis robusta
Lineage: Eukaryota; Bacillariophyta; Bacillariophyceae; Naviculales; Naviculaceae
Source: the annotation of a GenBank genome assembly
AUGGGAAGGAAGUCUAAUAAGCGGGGGAGUGGAAAAUCAAACAAGGCCAAAAGCAACAAUGAUGCAGCAGAUAAGCCACCUGCGCCAUCGGCAGAUAAGCAGCCAUCGAAAGCCAAGUCUCUUUACUCGAUCUACAAAUACUGUACCGAUACAGUGAUUGACUGGGGCAGGACCACCUACGAGAAGCUCAAAGGAGGAAAGCUGCCACGAGCUCCCAGUUUAUCUGUUGUGGUACUGGAGUGCCUUGCCUAUGUUUUGGAGAGGAAUGUGCCCAUGCCCGACUCUGUUUUGGAAGAUUUGCGAACCGCUAUCAACUAUCGCAAGAGAGUUGGAGAGUUUUACAGAUCGAUUCCAUCUGCCAGCGAGGAGAGCUAUGCUCAGCACCAAUGGUUGAUUGUCCAAUUAGAACUUUUAGAGCAACAAUUUGCCAACAUCAACGAGAACAAAAAGCAGCCAAAGAAAAAAUCAGAAAAAUCAGCCAAAACAGUGAGCCCCCAAAAUAUGAAUGAGCAGCUGGGCUUCCAGCUCUUAUCCCUUAGUGAUGAGGAAGACGAAGCAGCGGAGGCAGAUGCCAGUAGCGGCGAGAAGAAACCAAGGAGAAAAGUCAAAGAAGAAGCUCCAACAGACGAGGAAUUGGAAGCUGAGGAACGAACCUUUGCCAUUUCACUGGUUUUGACCGAGAUAUCUGAAGCUAGAGAAGAUUUGAAGGAAUUGUGGAGGCAAUGGGCAUCCAAAAAAGCGACCGGGAACGAAGAUGCGGCAGCUGAACUUCUUGGGGUGACUGCUUGCACAGAAUAUACUGUGUACGCUAUCUCCAAGUUUUUUGAUCUCUCCACAGUGGAAUACCCAUCUUUCUUUGAGUCAUUCAAUCUUCAGGUGUUGGCAGAAUCCAUUCGAGAGAAUCAGGAAACACCUCGUGAACUGAGAGCCGGUGAAUGUGUUACAAUACGAAAAUUGGAGAAACGGCCUGAGCUCAAUGGGAAAAGUGGGAAAAUAACAAAAGAGCUGGAUGGAAGAUUUGGAGUUGCGAUGUUUCCCGACGAUUGUUACGAGCAGAAUGCUAAGCAACCGAUCCUCUCGAUCAAGGCAGAAAACCUUCUGAGGUCCAACAAUCCGUUCAUUUGUCUCGCUCAAAUUGAAAAGGCUCUCGAAUCGUUUUCUUUUGAUGCGUGUCCUCCACAUCCCGAAUGGCAGGGUAACUCACAAGUGCCACCCGAGUUGCACAAAACUAACUUGACGAUGUUGUCUAGAUGUUGGCAGUUUGAAAAAGCUCUCGAGAAUGGGGAUUUUGGCGGCUUCUUACAGUUGGUGGUUAAGUACAUACUGCCAAUUUGGGUCACAUUCGCCAGAUACUGUCUUAAUUCUGGAGCUGCCGAUACGGUGCUGACGGCAUACUUGCGAGAGUUCGCAGAGACGCGACAAAUCAGAUUUCAUUUGUCGUUGGCGAUCAUGGUUGCAAUAGAUGGUGCUUUUGUUUCGGCCGAGGUUGACCAACACAGUUCAGGACGCGCAAGGGAUCUUUACAAAGAAAUCCUUAGCAAGGUUUACCAGCUGGACACUUACAAGCGUGCCUUUGAAAUCAUCAAUCGAAAGAAAUUGAACAAGGCUAUGAAUUGCUCUCACUACGUCACCUACUACGAAACCACACGGCAUUACCAGCAUACAUUCCAUCCGAUGUGCUUGUACUUCCCUUGGUUCAGUGGGGAAAUGUUGCAGUCAGGUCUUCGUCUCCAUCUCCUGUGCGGCAUAGGCUUCGCGUUCAAGUUCUGCCAAACAUACACUGUCAUGAUCCAUUUGUAUUGGAUGCUACGCACUCAAGGAUACCUCGGACGAAUAAACGAAAUUGAGGCAGCAUUCAUUCGAGUGUAUCGGCAGCAGGUGUGGUUUCGCGGUGGGAUACCUCAAAAGGGAAGUGGAACGUAUCUGAAGUCGUGGCAGCUUGCAAUUGGCAUGAAUGUACACGGAGCGAGACUACUGGGUGGUCAGCCAAAUGCAAGAUCUGUGGGGAUUCGUGCCGCGCAAGCUUUUGACAGGACUGGGCAUUCUAUCACUGAGAUUUCACAGCUCCAGGCAAUCUUGCAGUGGAAAAGCAUGCCAAUCAGCAAUAGGAAGGCUUGCUACGAACAGAUUCAACAAAUCGCAAGGGAGGAAUACCUUUAUGUAUUUACUGCCCCGUUGAUGAGUGCAUGUUGCAAUCUCUCCGAUCUUUUCGAUUCCCUUGGUAAGGUCUACGCGAACACCGCUCAAUCCGCUUGUCUCAGAAUGCUUUUGAAUUUCGCAAGCGUAUCUAGAGAGCUGAACUUGAAUGAUACCAGUGUGGUUUGUUUCUGGGGGCUUUCAUUGGCGGACAACCGUGCGUUGAACAAGGACGAGAAGAAGAUUGGUCUGUCUAUGCUGGCAAAGAGCUUCAAGGACGUUUUCGAGGAAGAUCCAGGGGAGGACAAAGGAAUUCCCACGCUCACAUUCAAUCCAAAUGAUCAUGAAGUUGAUCCAUCGCUGUGGGGGCUCCGAGGUGUCUUUCAUCCUGGGUUCCAACUCGUGCCAGGCGGUUACGCCUAUGGAUCUUUCAAUCCAACUGCUCCAACCUGA